UCUCUCUCUCUCUCUCUUCCUCCCUCCCUCUUUCUCUUACACUCGAUGCUGAUGUACUGAUGUGCUCCACUCUACACACACUCAGCACUGCGCUCUGAGCUCCACACUGUAGGUUUAAUCACCACCACAACUACAGCAGUAGGAUGUGUGGUGUGGACAUGGAUCUGGAAGAUGAUGGUGUGCAGGACGAGUGUGAGGUGGAGGAGGUUUCCCAGGAUGCUGUGCGGUUGCUAGCCCCGCCCCUGGCUGAGUGUAAUGGGGAGGCGUGGGGGUCACGGCGGGGUCGUGGGGUGUGUGUGCUCUGUGGCCUGAUGCUGGCGUUGUGGAAUGUGGGAGUGGGCGUGGCCUGUGUGAUGCUGCUGUGUGUUGUGUUCAUGCUGGUGUUAACACCACCAACACUCCUACUGUACACUGGCUUUCUGUGUCACACACGGGUUCUAGCUUCCCCCUCCACUCUCUGCCGUUACCUUGACGACAAUAGUUGCUCUGCCCUUAUCAUCUUAGGCUUUGUGAUGAUGUCACCGUUAGUCGUGGUUGCCGCGGUGACCUACUGCAGCCUGCUCAGAAGAUUUCAUCUCCUUCAAAUCUUUCAGCCUCUCAGUGUGGCUCGACACAGGGGGCGGGGCUUCGUCUGGAAACGGGACGUCCAGGCUUGGGUCUGAUUAGAGUUCUCUGCAGAUUAAAACUUUAUGGUUAAUUCCUGGUUGAAGGCUAAUUUUUGUUACAAUAAAUCCAACACACACUGUGAGCGUUCAUACAAACAGCCCCUAGCCGUUAGCAGCUAUGUGGCUAAGGUGAGUAAAUAAAGAAAUCCUGGAUGCAGUGGAUUAGUGGGGACCUGUGUGCUGUGUGGAGUUUACAAUAAAAGAACAUUUUAUUUUGCAACAAUUCUACGUUCAAGUCAAGUUUAUUUCUAUUGCGCUUUUCACAACAGACAUUGUCUCAAAGCAGCUUUACAGAAUUGAAGAGAAAGUUCAUGUUAACACUUAACUCAUUUGUGUAACUUAUAGCGAGUGUGUUGUGGGCGUGGCCUGCUAUAAGAUUAACACACACUGCAAAAUGUAUUUAAGUUUUAUUUAUGUACCAUCGUCCUCCUCUGAUAAGAUUAGCAAAAAUAGAUCCUUGUAUUAGCUACAUACACUCACCAGUGACACAAUCUUCUCUACUUCCUCCUAAGCUUUAUUUAUCUUCAUAACAUCUCAAUACCUGUGUGAUGAGAGCUCCUGAUCUACAGGAAGCACUCACCUCGGUUUUGUUGCGCUGUAGCUUUGUACCUGUGGAACACGUGAUGCGUGAGUGUUCUGUAUAUAGUGUAAAGUGCUGUAAAUACAAACCCAUAACCUGCAGAAGUGUGAACCCUGACCUCACCUCCACGACCACACCACUCUACGGUGGCCAUUUUCACAUGACUUUCCAAAUGGUUUCCUUAGGAUUUUUGUUGUGGGAAGUUCUGAGAUGAAGCUGAACGCAGUAUUACAGCUCACACUUCUUGUGUGUUUGGUGCUGAGGUCAGGGUGAGGUGUGUGUGUGCUACAGAGAUGCCGCUCACACUCUCCUGUACAGCAUUUCACUGGAAUUUUGUGUGUUUUUUGAACACAUUUUAUACACAUUAAAGCUGUUUAACCUUCUGAACUGAACACACUGCAUGCUGCAAGAUUUCUAUUCCAACUGGGAGCUGAUGAUGUCAUAACGAGAGGCGUUACAGUGGCUGACCAAUCAGCAGCUUUGUUUUCAGUCUGAACUCAUCUUAUAUUCCUGUGUGUAACUUCUAAACUCUGUGUAUCAUGUGGAAUAAAAAUAAA
Silurus meridionalis is the source of this 1802-nucleotide messenger RNA. RefSeq names its product transmembrane protein 88B (gene tmem88bl). Bases 144 to 662 code for a protein of 172 amino acids. Gene Ontology annotation, molecular function: PDZ domain binding. Gene Ontology annotation, cellular component: plasma membrane. The record is from RefSeq and is a predicted model, not a curated record. Lineage: Eukaryota; Metazoa; Chordata; Actinopteri; Siluriformes; Siluridae. The transcript is spliced from 3 exons.